GGGAGAUGAGCAAAGACUAAAAAGAGUAUGGGUAAGACCAAAAAUUAGGGAAGACGAAAGCGAAUGCAGGAGAAAUGAAUGUAGUUCAAAGGGUUUUAGCAUCAACACAAAAGGAUACCAUUCAAUUCCCACCAAUUUAUUGCAGAGAUUGAUUAAAGAGCCGACUUCACAGAUCAAAUCCAUUCUUAAUUCUGAAGAAAAUUCAACCUUUAAAUCCUUUGGCUUUUCGUGGGAUGCCUUUCUUGCUGCUCUCAAAUCUUGUUCCGCAUACAAGGCUAACCUGGUACUUGAAUGGAGAUUAGAGAAAUUGUUGGAACACAAGGAGAGAGAUCAGGGGUUAUAUGAUGAGCUUAUCUCUCUUUGUAGAGAAACUAGCAAUUUUGAGCUAGCGACUCGUAUAUUUGUGGCAAUGGAGUCUGUUGGGUUGAAACCUACCUCAGAUAUCUUUAAUUCGUUGAUUUCAGUUUCAAUGUCAGUAGGAAAUGAAAUGACUGCACUCAGCUUGUUUGAGGUGAUGGACAGGUCAGAAGACUAUAAACCGAAUUCUAAAACUUAUAACGCUUUCAUUGCAGUGUAUGCAAAGGUGGGUAACGUCAAGGCUAUGAAAGCAUGGGCCUCAGCAAAAAAAGCUGCUGGUUUUGCACCUGAUUUGCAAUCAUAUGAACCACUAAUUUUAGGCUGUGUUAGGACAAAAAAUUUCGAUAUUGUUGAAUCAUAUUUUAAAGAAAUGAUGUCAUCCGGGUUUAUUCCGAACAUGAGCAUUUUGGACAAUAUGGUUUAUGGUUUGUGUGAACAGCAGGAUCUUGGUAGAGUUAAGGAGUUUUUGCUCUACAUGAUUGAUAAUAAAUGGGAAGUCAGUGCAUAUAUGGCAGACAGGCUCUCAGAUCUAUAUUCAAAAUUAGGCAAAACUGAAAUGAUUGAGGAGCUUCUUCAACUACUAACGGCUUCAAACGCAAGCCCAGAAGUUCUAUCCCGAUUGCAUUACGGGAUCAUAGGUAUGCACGCAAAGGCAGAUAGUUUAGAUGAUAUGGAAUAUGCUGUUGGAAGGAUGCUGAAACACGGGUUAUCGUUCAAAUCAGAUAAGGAUGUCAAUUUUGUGAUUCGAUCAUACUUCAGGCGAGGUGCUUAUGACAGACUGGAGUUGCUUUUGGAGCAUAUAAAGGGCUCAUAUGAGUUCAAAAAAUCAACUCUUGAUUUGUUGAUCACUGGAUAUCGUGUAGCUGGGUUAUCUGACAAAUUGGAAAUGUUGCUCAAGGAGUUUGCUUUGGAUGGAAUUUCGUGAGUUCUUUAACAUCAUCGAAUAUUGUUUCUAGUGUGAGCAAUGACAAGUUUAUCUUCGAUUGUCCUUUGUCAAUGAUAAUGUUUCCUUUUGUGAGUCAACUAUGGGCGUUUUGGGGUUGUACAUAGAGGUCGGAUCAAAUGAGUUCCUCUUUCUAAUACCACAUAAAUCGACAGUCAUUUCAUUUUGCGGCCUAAUCAGCGACCGGGGCUGAGUGCUCAGGUGAUAACAAAGCUGCUUAUUGCCCAGGACUAAAGGACAUAUUUUUCAGGAUAAUAACAUGUAUGGUUACAUAUUGAAAUCCGUUCCUUUUUGUGGGAAGAUGAUUGCAAUAGUUGUGGAUUUUUAAACAAAGCUUUUGAUUGAAUCUACAAUCGUCCAGUUAGUUGUCUGCUCUGCAAUAAUCUCAUUUACAUACGAAUCCCGUAUUGUCGUCGAGAUCACUGCUGAAAAACCCAUUAUCGGAAUAAUCAUGUGUAAAUUCCGGAACUAUAUCCUCCGUCAAAUGCAAAUUUGGUGGCAUUUCCAGUGCUUUCUGAUUGAAUUCACUAUUGGACCCCUGCCUCCAGCAGCAGGUGUAGCUGGUGUGCCGUUGUUUCCAUAUCCCAAACCGGUAAUGGUUACAUUUGGAUUCAUGUUUUGCCCACCAAGGGUUUUCUGCUGUCCCAUUGCAUUAUUUCCAGUAUAAUCGUGUAAUAGCUGCUUGAUCAUUUGUUGCUGCAAAGCCUGGCCGCCUUGUGAUGCUUGCUGAUGCAAUGGUCGAUUUUGUUGAGGUACGCCAUUAACUCGUUGUGCUAAGGCAGUUGCCGCUGGCCCACUCAACGCAUCUAGGUUAUUAGCAAGCAUAUUAGCGUUGUUUCCUUCCCCAUGUUUGGAUUGUAUCCCAGAAUCCCAUGUUAGGAUUAUUCAUUCCUGACUGCUGUAACUUCUUGUGACUGGUUAAUAUACUUAAAAUUUACUUAAAAUUUUUUAAACAUUACUUAAAA
Messenger RNA from Amaranthus tricolor (Joseph's coat), 2265 nucleotides. RefSeq names its product pentatricopeptide repeat-containing protein At5g65560-like. The record is from RefSeq and is a predicted model, not a curated record. Gene Ontology annotation, molecular function: protein binding; mRNA binding. Bases 410 to 1282 code for a protein of 290 amino acids. The transcript is spliced from 3 exons. Lineage: Eukaryota; Viridiplantae; Streptophyta; Magnoliopsida; Caryophyllales; Amaranthaceae.